UGGCGGACGGGCGGGCCGGCCCGCCCUGGUGGAAGUGAGACCAGGGGCGCGGAGGGGACAGCCGCGGACGGGAACAGUGCCUGAAGCAGGUCCACCAUGCCAUUAGUAACGAGGAACAUUGAGCCAAGGCACCUGUGCCGUCAGACGUUGCCUAGCGUUCCGAGCGAGCUGGAAUGCGUGACCAACAUCACCCUGGCAAAUGUCAUUCGACAGCUGGGCAGCCUGAGUAAAUCUGCAGAAGACAUAUUUGGAGAGUUGUUUACUCAAGCCAACACCUUUGCCUCUCGGGUGAGCAUUCUCGUCGAGAGAGUUGACCGCUUGCAAGUCAAAGUCACUCAGCUGGAUCCCAAAGAGGAGGAAGUCUCCUUGCAAGGCAUUAACACCAGGAAGGCCUUCAAAAGCUCCACCACUCAGGACCAGAAGCUCUUUGACAGAGAUUCUCUCCCUGUACCUGUCCUCGAAACCUACAGGACCUGCAAUACCCCUCCACCUCUCAACAUCCUCUCACCUUACAGGGAUGAUGGCAAAGAGGCACUUAAAUUCUACACAGAUCCUUCAUAUUUCUUCGACCUUUGGAAGGAGAAAAUGCUUCAGGACACCAAGGAUAUCAUGAAGGAAAAGCGGAAACAUAGGAAAGAGAAAAAGGAGAAUCCGAACCGAGGAAAUGUGAAUCCGCGGAAAAUCAAAACCCGGAAAGAGGAGUGGGAGAAGCUGAAAAUGGGACAAGAAUUUGUCGAGUCAAAGGACAAACAUGGUCCUGCUGGGUACCCCUCCAACAUGGUGUAUCAGAACGGCAGCAUCGGCUCCAACGAAAGCAUGGAUGGGAACUGCUACCCGCCACCGCCACAGACUGACUCUAUUGUGCCACCACCUCCCUCUUUCCCAGAUGACAGCCUGCCUCCACCCCCGGUGGAAUUUAGCUAUCCUGUAGACAACCAAAGAGGUUCUGGUUCUGGAGGGCCCAAACGAUCCAGCCUGGUUAGCCCAAGCCACCCACCACCAGCUCCUCCGAUCGGAUCGCCCUCCGCAGCCAGGCCGGGCUUUGCUCCCCCUCCAGCUCCUCCUCCACCACCACCACUAAUGGAAAACACCCCCCCUCCACCACCUCCCAUGGGCUUCCCCUCCCCGGGAACCCCCCCGCCACCCUCACCCCCCUCUUUCCCCCCUCACCCUGAGUUUGCUGCCCCUCCACCUCCCCCACCUCCUCCAGCAGUCGACUAUUCCAGUGUUCUCCCAGCUCCGCUGCCGCAGCCGGGCACUGGGAUUGCGCCGCCCCCGCCGCCGCCUCCGCCUCCUCCGGGCCCACCCCCCCUGGCUUCCAGCAGCCUGGAUGGCCCCCACCCCCCCCCUCCACCCUCUGACACCUCCACAUCCAAGCUCAAGUCAUCCUUGCCUGCGGUGAGCGAUGCCAGGAGUGAUCUGCUUUCGGCUAUUCGGCAAGGCUUCCAGCUGCGCAAGGUGGAGGAGCAGCGGGAGCAGGAGAAGCGGGAUGUUGUGGGCAACGACGUGGCCACUAUCCUGUCCCGCCGCAUCGCAGUGGAAUACAGCGACUCCGAGGACGACUCCUCCGAGUUCGAUGAGGACGAAUGGUCGGAUUAGCCACGCUCCCACCCCCUCCUUCCCUUCUCUCCUGGGUUUGCUUCUUACAGAAUCAGGUGGCCAAACCUCACACCACAUCCUUUUCACCCUGUAACCAAAGAUGUGCCAAGGGUUUUCAGACAACCAGCAGCAUAUCUCCCCUCUCUCUCCCCCUCCAGCUUUGGCAGGACUUCGUGCUCUGCCUUUCCAAAAGGUCUCCUCACGGACACUGAGGAUGCGGCGCUGGGAUUUAGCUGGAGGGGGUGUAACGGUUGCUUAUUUAAAAGAGAGCUAAACCUCCAGAUUUUUGAUGCCACCAGGCAGAGCACAUAUAAACCCUCCAUCCUGAGGGAUUUUUAAAGUAAAGAUGGAUGAUCCUGUUGUGGCCAUGUGGCCUUUUGGAUGAAGGACAUUUUCAGCUGGCUUUCUCAGUGCAACAGCAGACAGUUGAUCUGAUGGCUCUUCCUUGCCAGUGAAUACUGGUAGUGCUGCAAGAAAAUGGGCUUUAAAUGUCAGUUCUCUGCUGCAUCCCACUGUCAAAGAAUCAGGUUUUUGGCAAUAGUGCACAAUUCUUUCCCCCCGACCCCUGAGUGUUAAUUCCAGAUCACCCUGUGUGGGGUGCGCUUCCCAGCUCCAAGGCUGCUGAGUGCCUUGGGUGCAGUGUAAGGAGGGACUUUUUUAUUUUAGAAGCUGCCUUUACCUUCCAUAAAUCUCCUGGACUGCUUUGCCAAGAGGAGACUUGCACAGAGGGAUGUAAAACUGGGGCAGGAUGCUUGCUCAGCUUCCCACUCUUGGGAAAGCAGAGCCACUGCCCCACUGAGACACAUCCGUAGUCAGCUCUGAGCAGUGGCCAGGCCUCGCCAGGCUGAUUUUCUCCAAUUCAUGCUGAGAUUGUGUUUUAAAAUUCCAAAUCCAGUGCCUAAGACAGGGAGGUGGGGUGGGGAGGGGUUCUCUGAACACCAGGCACUGUGGUGGUCUUUGGCCUACCAGGGCAGUUUGAGAGGUGCUUUUUUUUAGUGGGGUGACUGUAUUUUUAACACAGGGACUUAAAUGCUGGUAUUGCCUUUGCUUCUUCUCCCUUCCCCCUAGGGAGGGGAGUUUGUGUGCCUAAUAACAUGGUGUGUGUGAACUGAGUUGCCCAUCAGUUACAUCAGACCUAACCUACCCUAAUUUUGUUAUUAUAAUUCAUCCGUUAAUUUUAAGAGAACAUUUUUUCUCCUCACUAACCCUGUGAAUUAAUUCCCAGGCUGCUCACUAUAGAUCCAGUACUGGCAGGGGAAAAUGGGGAAUUUGAACUAGCCGACCUCGGUUUUAUUGCUGUUUUAUGUUACCUUACAUAGAAUAUGAGCAUAUCUUGGAAAUCUAACCCAGAUACCCUAUGUGUAUUUUAAUUUGGACAUGACUCAGUAAGGGUCAUGCAAAAAACAAUUCCAAAGCCUUUUUGAGGUUAUGGGUCCAGCUGUUGUGGGAUGUGUGUCCCACUAAGACCAACUCUCCCAUCUUUUUGCCUUUCCUAAAGUAUUUCACCAGCCUGUGCCUGUCUCUCUUCCCUGCCUCGCCUCCUUUAAUGAUGUUACUGAUACCUGGAACGCUGGGCCCUUCCCGAGGCUGGCUGGAAAUCCUGCUUGGGAGUUGAUUGAUGGCUUCAGCUUGUGCCAUCGAGUUCUUGCUGAUUCCUUGUGUGUUUGUGUGUGUGUAUGUGUUAAUCUUGGCCAGGGCAGAGGUGGCCUGGAGGAUGGGCUCAGGGGUGCAGAUCAAGCUGGGACCCAGUGGGGCCCCGGAGAUUCCCUGGGUGGCAGUGCCAUCGGGUUUUGUUGGCAGGCAGGUUGCAGGGGGUGUGGGCAGCCGGGCAUCCCCAUGGACUGGGAGCAUCUGAGCAGCACAGUGCCAGGUUCUGGAAGAGGGAAAAAACCCCUGGAGUGCAGGUGAGCCGUGGUGCAGUGGAGAGACUUGGAAAUGCAAAGGGAUGGUUGCUGCAAGCUGGGUGAGGGGAUGAGAGAGGCACUGCCUCGUUCUGCUGCUCUUUCUGAGAGCAUCCUCCUCCAGCUGCUCUGAGAGACAGGUUCCCAGGAAAAACAGGCCCUGAGCUAACCUGGGCUGACAGCAGGAUCACACACGGGAGUGAGGAGCCCGCAAAUGCCAAACCUGGCUAAAUUUGAGAUUGCAUUAACUAGACUUAGCCCUUGUUGGGAGAGGGGAGGUGAGUCUUCUGUCACCUGAAAUACCAAGAAGUGCCAUAUUCCCUGAGCCCCGAUGGAUGGUGUGUCAGGCAGGGCCAUGCCUGGAGCACUGGGGACACGUCCCUCACACUGCCUAUUGCACAAGGAUGCUGCUGUGUGGGCAGGGCCGCGGGUGGAGGUGGUUCCUCUGGCCUCCAGGCAGCGGGAGGGACACUGCCUUGUCCCUGCAAGCCUGCUGGAAACACCCUCUGCUCCCAAAUCCCAUCCCAGGGCAGGCAUCAAAACUGCAGGAUCCUAAAGAGAGGGGUUGUGGACAGGUGGGGGAGGUUGGUUGUUGGAAUGUUUUUUUAAAUCUCCUUUGAUCCCUGCUUUUUUUUUUUUUUUUUUUUUUUUUUUUUUUUUUUUUUUUUUUUUUUUUUUUUUUUUUUUUUUUUUUUUUUUUUUUUUUUUUUUCUCACUAAAUCUUUGCUUGCCUUAGCCUAUGUGGGGAUCCCUGAGAAACAGCUGCUCUACAGAGGGACCAUCUCUGAGUAUCCUUGCAAAAUCGCAGAGCUCUGGGCCACCAAAGGAGCUUGAUGUUUUUGAAAGCAGUAGGGGAGGAGGAGAGGUGCCAAAACCAACCUUUGCAAGACAGAGCAGCUGUGCUGGAAGUGCAGGGCUGUCCUACCACCUUUGCCCUCAUGUUGGGGGCUCUCACUCCUUCCUCCCCUUUCGUGGGGCUGGGGUGAACCUCAGGCAUUUCCCGAAGCCCAGGGCACGAACUGUGCUCCCCCCAAGCUGUGCUCCCCCCGAGCAGCCUCCCGCUCCCCCGAGCAGCCAUUCUGCCCAUCCUGGGAGCUGCUGGCUCGGGGCUGCAGGUCCGGGCAGGCACGGCUGCCUUCCCUUCCCUGGUUAAACAUUCUCCCGGUGUCCUCGCCCGCAGUGCUUGGCUGCUGCCGCCGGCAGCCUCUCCCCCGCCGCCCCCCUUCCCCUCGCUGGGAAAGCCUCGUCCUGGCUCCCCGGGCUCAGCCCGGAGCCGCAGCCGGUGACCUUCACCGCUUCUCCUCUCCUUAUCAGAGCCAAAGCACCAGGCCAGCACCGGGGAGGGGACUCCUGGAGGUCCCAGAUGGCUGAGGAAUGGUGCGGAAUGUCAUUUCAGGGAAAGGGUAGAUUGGAUUUUAUAUAUUUUUUUUUUUCAGAACGUGAACUUAUUUAACGUGUUUCUUUUGGAAGUCCCUGCCCUGGAGGGGUUCUGGAACGGAGCUGCCUGGCAGGGCAGAUGAUGCUACCCUGGGCCAGAUUUCACUGCUGUUGGAUUUCGGGGGUGCUUUCUUCUCUUCCUUUUUAAACAAAGCCUUGAAGUGGAAGUGGAUCCGAUGUUUUUAUUACUGUAUUAACAUAAAAAUUAAUUUUAAUUCACUUCAGAAACUAACCCAUUUUUCUUCCUGGUUAGAAUGUCAUAGAAUUAGACAAGCUGUAACCCCUCCUGAAGUGCCUUAUUUUCCUACAUGAUAUAAAUAUAUUUAUAAGAGUAAUUAUUCCACUUAUAUCUUAGGGGUUUAUUGCUGAGCAGGAGAUAAGGUGGGAGUGGAGGGAUGGAAAAUGCCCUCCACAGAUCCAGCCAGGCUGAAGGUCGGAAGGGCAACGUUUGAUGGAUACUCUCAGGGUGCAGGGGGUUCCUCACUUCAGACCAAAGGAGUUUCAGCAGUGAAACUCUGCUUAGAAAGACGAAAAAAGGACGAAAAACCCCAAAUAUGUGAGAAAAAUACUGUAGAUUUUUCAGGAUUUUUUUUUUACCCCUGCAAAAUAAACACUGAUGGCCGGACUCUGCAGGGAGGCAGUGGGUGUGGGGGAUCACAGCCCACCCCUGGUCCAUCCUUGCACAUCCCAGUGCAGACUCCCUGCCUUCUGUAUUCCCGUGUAAUGUCUGUGCUUUCCCCUGUCGGUUGCUGUAUAAGCCAGAUUUCCUGCUGCUUUGUUUUGUUGUUUUUAAUAAUCAGCUCAGUAACCCCUGGAUGAAGAUCCCAACUGCAAAUAUUUUGUAAUGUACGUGUAUAAAAAAAAAAAAAGUAAUAAUUUUUUUGAUUCUUUUUAAAAACUUGAUAAAAUCUUUCUAUCCCGUC
Messenger RNA from Vidua macroura (Pin-tailed whydah), 5860 nucleotides. It is a transcript of the gene WASF2, whose product is annotated as WASP family member 2. The record is from RefSeq and is a predicted model, not a curated record. Lineage: Eukaryota; Metazoa; Chordata; Aves; Passeriformes; Viduidae. Gene Ontology annotation, biological process: actin cytoskeleton organization; positive regulation of Arp2/3 complex-mediated actin nucleation. Gene Ontology annotation, molecular function: Arp2/3 complex binding; actin binding; protein kinase A regulatory subunit binding. Gene Ontology annotation, cellular component: SCAR complex; cytoskeleton; lamellipodium.